UAAUUUUGUGACCCACCGUCUCCCGUGUGUGUGUGUGUGUGUCUGUAUAUAUACGUGUGUGUGUGUGUGUGUGUGUGUGUGUGUGUGUGUGUGUGUCCAGGUGGACGUUAAAGACCCCCGUUUCCAGGCCAUGUUCACCUCCCACCUGUUCAGCCUGGACCCGUCCCACCCCAGCUACAAGAAGACCAGCGCCACGCAGAGCAUCCAGGCCGAGAAGCAGCGGCGCCGGGCGGACGAGCAGCGCCGCCGGGCGGAGGACGCGCUCACGCUCGCCGCCGGGAAGAAACGGGAGAACGACCCCGAGCCUCCGACGGCUGAAGGCGCCGCAAAGAAACCCCUGGACCCCGGUCUGUCUUUGCUCAUCAAGUCAGUCAAAAGCAAAACGGAGCAGUUCCAGGCUCGCAAGAAACAGAGGGUCACCUAGGCAACGGCCCUCGUUAGUCUGCGUGCUUUCUCCUGGACUGCUGGGGUUAUUUUGUACGUUUGUGUAUAAGAAAAUGUCACAAGAUUUUUGGGGGGAUUUUAACACAUUUUUUUUUCAGUAAAAAAACAAAAACAAA
Messenger RNA from Perca fluviatilis (European perch), 560 nucleotides. Its product is annotated as ESF1 homolog. Gene Ontology annotation, cellular component: nucleus. The record is from RefSeq and is a predicted model, not a curated record. Bases 131 to 424 code for a protein of 97 amino acids. Gene Ontology annotation, molecular function: RNA binding. NCBI's taxonomy places the organism in Eukaryota, Metazoa, Chordata, Actinopteri, Perciformes, Percidae. Gene Ontology annotation, biological process: rRNA processing. The transcript has a single exon.